AUGUCCGACACCGAGUCGCAAUCCGAGGCGUCUGGGCCCACCUCCGACGAGCUCAUCGAGCGGGUCAGCGCCAUCAUCCGAGAGGCAAAGGCCGACGGCACUUUCAGCGAAAUGACCAAGCGCACGGUGCGCGAAAAGGUGCAGGAAUUCUACGGCGUCGACCUCCGCAGCAGGAAGAAGUGGCUCAACGACGUCAUCCAGAACAAGGUGGACGAGAUCGAAUCCUCCCCUCCCGUAUCUCCCUCGGGCAAGAAGAGAAAGAAGGCCGCACCCCCGGCCGUGGGAGCGAAAGAGGACGCUCCGUCAGAGGCAGCUGCUAGUCGCGCCACCAAGAAGCAAAAGCUCGCCGACGAAGACGACGACGACGACGACGAAGUGCAGGACGACGAGCAGGGACGGGAGGAGGACGGGAGCGACGCAGGCGAUAGCGAAGCUGGCAACCGCCAUGACGGCACAAAGGACGCAUCCGACAUCGAGGCAAAUGCGAUCGGGAAGCUGUCCGACUUCUCGGAGCUCGAGGACGACGCGCCGACGCGGCACCGUUCCACGUCGCCCACGAAAAAGAAGAAGAGGGCAUCGGCCAGCGGCACCAGGCCGAGCACGGGUAGCAAAAAGGCCGGCGGCGGCGGCAAGGCGGCGGGAGGAGGCGCGGGUUCCGGGGAUGCGGCGACGGAGCGCCUCGCGCGGCUCAAGUCGAUUGUCGCCGCUGCAGGCGUGCGCAAGCCGUGGAAGAAGCUCUAUGCCAACGCCGACGUCGCCGACGACGACACCGAGGGGCAAUGCAGGAUCGUCCAGGACGUGAUGCGCGAGAUUGGCAUCACGGGACGAGGCUCGAUAGCAGAGGCCAAGCGGAUCCGGGCCGAGCGCGAGUUCCAGGACGAGGUGGCGGCGCUGCAAGAGGCCCAGGUGGUCGACUCGGCCCGGGGCAGGAGGGCAAGUCGAUCCAACCACGGUGCCGCCUCCGCAAAGUCUGUGGCCGCUCGACGCAGCAGCACAGCUGGCGACGAUGAGUCGGAAGGCGAGAGCGAAGAGGACGAGGGUCCGAGCAGCCGAAAGUCGUUCAAGAACUCGCUCGCCAGCUUCGCGGCUGGCCUCAACUCUGACGACUCCGACUGA
This is a messenger RNA of Pseudozyma flocculosa PF-1, 1116 nucleotides long. RefSeq lists its product as uncharacterized. NCBI's taxonomy places the organism in Eukaryota, Fungi, Basidiomycota, Ustilaginomycetes, Ustilaginales, Ustilaginaceae. Gene Ontology annotation, cellular component: nucleus. Bases 1 to 1116 code for a protein of 371 amino acids. The transcript is spliced from 5 exons. The record is from RefSeq and is a predicted model, not a curated record.